AUGCGUGCUCGCUCCGCGCUCGCGGUAUACUCCCUCUUGGGCCUCUCGGCAGCCUCAACAAGCAACGACUCCGAUCCGGUCGUCAAAAAUGCCAACCACAUCUUUAACGUGAUUCACGACUCUAUGCGCCAAUGGGGCUCUUCGCUCCAUCAUAAUGGUGUUUCCUUCUUCCUUGCGACUGUCCCGGCUGGUACGCAGCUUUAUCACGGCACCUCUGAGUCGGACCCGAUAAAUGGGACAGAAUGGCUGGCAUUUGAGCCAGAACAUGCUAUGGUAUUUGCUCGGCCACGUGGAGGACCACAUGGCCCCGGAGGCCCUGGCGGUCCUCAUGGCCCUGGUGGGCCCCCGCCAGGUGAAGGUGGUGAUAAUGAGGAUGAUGAACACCGCGGUGAACGCGAGGAACUGCGUCGGAGACAUCCUCAUGGCUCAACUGAGAAAGAUUUCGGUCCCCCGUCCUUUGAAGACCUCGAAGAGAGUUCCACAGGAUAUCUACACACAUACGCAGCAGUACAGGACCUCCGCCUUUUGUACAUCGAUGGCAUGUCUGCGGCUAAGACGCAGAAGGGAACCCUCGAUUCGCAGGACGUACUCCUGUUCAAUGGCACUAUUGACAACUCAGCAGGAAGAGGACCAGGUGGAGAGGGUGAUCGUGCCCGCAAGGCGUGUGAUAUGGCAGAGGAUGACUGGGCUGGCCGUAUUGACGGUGUCCUCCGCAUGGAGGCUGGAUUUGAGAUCAUUUUGUGCAAGUUCGAGCGCGACCUCCUUCCCGUGCGCAUUACACAAGUCAAAUCGCGAGCUCGUGAUGAACAUGAAAAGACCGGAGGUGGCUGGAAGAAGGAUGAGCACCACGGACCCCCGGAUGGCAAGAGAAGAGGCCCUGGCGGACCUGGUGGCGGACCUGGUGGCGGACCUGGUGGCGGAGACUCGGCCGGCUGGAUGCGCGCUGUGACUGCGCGGUACGAUGACAUCGGCGCAAACAGAGUAUUUAUCAACUAUGAGAACUUUGUGACUGCUUUUGCGCAUGACGUCGACCUCUUCACCGAGGACCCAAAGCUUCCCCAUCUCUCACACUUGACAUACUCGGAGCUGAAGCCGAUCCAGAAAGAGGUUACUGCUCUUGCACUUACCCACGACGCUAGGGAAUCGUCAUGGAACUGGCGUGCCACUACAGAUGCCGUCGUCAUUCGAUACAGCGAUGAGCUGACCUAUCUCGCCUCGACUAAGAUCUCGACAAUCGAUGCUCUGCAUGAACACAUCGAAAAGCUUCUGUCUCCUUUUAUCGACUACAGUGAGCGUGAUGCUGUGCUCGAAAAUGAUAGGUGUGCGACGCAAUUCCUGCCUGUGCAAUUGCAGGGUGGAAAGUCAAUGGCUGCGCGAGCUGUUUACAACGUUGCUCACACCGUGUGCUCUACGCUUUUGGAGGCAUGGGUCGAGCAGGAGCUUGCAUCUGCCCAGAAUACAAUUCAAACCUUGAUCGGAGAUCUGGCUUGGACUACCUGGAAGGAGUGCCGGGGUUGUGAAGUUAAUGAAAUCUGCGUCGUUCCAAUCUGGCCGAUGGGAACUGUGGAGGAUUACAACAAUCCCCAGUGCAAGCCGGCGUCGAAUCCCUAUGAUGGAAACGGGGAAAACUACUGGGGUGGAAUGCAUCCGUGA
This is a messenger RNA of Penicillium atrosanguineum, 1653 nucleotides long. RefSeq lists its product as uncharacterized. The record is from RefSeq and is a predicted model, not a curated record. The transcript has a single exon. NCBI's taxonomy places the organism in Eukaryota, Fungi, Ascomycota, Eurotiomycetes, Eurotiales, Aspergillaceae. The coding region runs from base 1 to 1653 and encodes 550 amino acids.